Molecule: messenger RNA, 1174 nt
Organism: Terrapene triunguis (Three-toed box turtle)
Lineage: Eukaryota; Metazoa; Chordata; Testudines; Emydidae
Product: V-type proton ATPase subunit e 2
Exons: 4
Coding region: 50-295 (81 amino acids)
Biological process (GO): proton transmembrane transport
Cellular component (GO): proton-transporting V-type ATPase, V0 domain
Molecular function (GO): proton-transporting ATPase activity, rotational mechanism
Source: RefSeq, a predicted model, not a curated record
UGGCCGCGCUGGUGUGGCGGAGGAGGCUCGGUUUGCUCGCCCGGCCGCCAUGACCGCGCACAGCUUCGCGCUGCCGCUGAUCCUCUUCUCCGCCUUCUGGGGCCUCGUGGGCGUCGCCGCGCCCUGGUUCGUGCCCAAGGGGCCCAACCGCGGGGUCACCAUCACCAUGCUGGUCACCGGCGCCGUCUGCUGCUACCUCUUCUGGCUCAUAGCCAUCUUGGCUCAGGCAAACCCCCUGUUUGGGCCCCAGCUGAAGAAUGAGACCAUCUGGUAUGUGCGCUUCCUGUGGGAGUGACCUGUGUCCAGCCCAGAAGGUACCAGGAAGGAGAUGAGAUCACCACCCAUCUAGCAUGCUCCUUCUGAAAUCCAGAUGUUGCCCCAUCCUCCGCACCCUCCAGUGCCGUCCUGCCAGAGCUGGACCCCAGGUCAGACCAGCUGCAGCACCACACCUGAGCCACUGCAUCGAGGAACCAAAAAGCAAAGGGCCACCUGUGCAGCCUGUCUGAGGCGUGACCCCCCACCCCAAGAUGGGCCCUGAGGAGUAGGGGUUCCCCUAGCAGAGCUGGGCCCAAGCUCCCCUUUCUGAGCCAGGCGCUGCAGAGGGAAGUCCCACCUCCUUAGCAUGGGAGAGAUUCUGAAGUGGCUGGUUGAGCUCUGUGGUUCCCAAGGAAUUGGCUGGUGCUGAAGCCCACCCCUGCCCCUUCGCUUAAAGGACAGAUGCAAGGACCCUGAUGUGCUGCUGAUCAAGCAUGGGAGCAGCACCAGUUGCCUCUGUUUAGCCCUUAAAGCGGGGAGUGGAGAUCUGAGUUUAACCUCAUGGUUCCUGUUGCAUGAAAUCCUGCCCCCAAACCAGACCGCCCUAGAAUCUUAGGCCUCUUCUGGGCCUGGCAGCCCCUAUCCUCUGGCCUGUGCAUGUGAGAACCAGAACCCGAGACAUCCUCGGGGUGCUACCUGGGCCCCUGGAGCAGCAUCCCUGCUUUCAAGAGAGGUUCUGAUUGGUGGCCAUUGCUGACUAUUUCUGGGGGGUGGGGGGGAGUCCUGAGGAUAGGAUGCUGACAUGGGGAGGGAGUGCUCUGCUAGAAGUCAUGGUGAGUGGGUAGGUCAGGGUGGGACUCUCCUGUGUCAGUCUAGAGGGAGAGGACUCCUCUUUCCCUCCCCCUGAGAGAGGUCCUGG